Molecule: messenger RNA, 1892 nt
Organism: Chara braunii
Lineage: Eukaryota; Viridiplantae; Streptophyta; Charophyceae; Charales; Characeae
Source: the annotation of a GenBank genome assembly
CGCUACAGGAUACUGAGGAGGAUCAACAAAUUUGAGGAGGUUUUGUGCGUGGGAUCAUCAGGAGGAAGGCGAGAUGAGGGUAUCAUCAGCCAUAGCCAGAUCUUCAUCAUCACCUGCAAGAUUCCUAGAAAAACAGACCAAGGUGGUGACUGUUUUAGGACUGCUGGAGGGACCCACACUGAAGUGGGCCACCUCAACUUCCAGCAGUCUGCAGCAGUCCAUGGAGGACUGGGCGUUUGGGCUGGGGGUGGACAGAGUUCUGCAGGCCAUGGAGGACCGUUUUGCAGACAAGGAGCGGGCCCGCAAGGCCGCUGACAUGAUUGCUCGCCUGGGACAGCAGCAGUACAGCGGGACUUUGCAGGCCGUGUUUGCUGAGUUUGAGCAACUCACCUCCACCCCUGGGUUGGUCAUGAGCCCUGAUGAUUUACUGACCAACUUCUGCAAGGCAGCGCCUGAGAAGUUUGUUGUUGCUCUUUACAGCGUUGGGCACAAGGGCUGGAGGUCCUUUGGCCGUGCAGCCCUGGAAAUGGAGGCCAAGCUCCAUACAGAUGCUCCCCCUGUUUUCUGUCCUCCUGAGAUACAGCAGGUGGUAGAUCAGUAUGCUGAUCUGAUGCAGGAGCCCUUUGGGUUACCCAACCGGCCAACCAAGCAUCACAUCGAGCUGCUGCCUGGAGCGGUCCCUCCCAAGGGUCGCAUCUACAGGAUGUUCCCUGCUGAGCUUGAGGAGCUCAGAAAGCAGCUUGAGACCCUGACCAGCAAAGGCUGGAUCAGACCCAACACAUCUGAAUUUGGUGCACCUGUUCUCUUUGUACCCAAAGGGAACGGCGAGUUCAGGAUGUACAUUGAUUACAGGGGUCUCAAUAAGAUCACUAGGAAGAGUACUGAGCCACUUCCUAGGAUCGAUGACCUCCUGGACAUGGUGCAGGGCUGCACAGUGUUCAGCAAAGUCGACCUCAAAUUUGGCCACCACCAGAUUGAGAUGGCAGAGGAGGAUGUCUACAAAACAGCCUUCAAGACCAUGUAUGGGACGUACGAGUUUCUGGUCAUGCCAUUUGGACUUUGCAACGCCCCGGGCUCCUUCCAGACAGAGAUGUACCGCAUCUUCAGGCCUUACCUGGACAAGUUUAUGGUUGUCUACCUGGAUGAUAUCCUGGUAUUCAGCAAAACUGUCAGGGAACAUGCGGAGCACUUGGCUCUUGUUCUUCAAUCAUUACGUGAUAUUCUUCAGCAGGAUGAUGGGAAUAGUCUACGGCCUGUAGAGUUUAUGAGUAAGAAGAUCAAGACUCAAAAGCUCCAGGACUCCACCUACGAGAAAGAGUUGUAUGCUCUUGUCUGUGGCCCGAAACAUUGGAAACACUUUCUCCUGGGCAGGCACUUCAAGAUCUUCUCAGAUCAUUCCACCUUGCAGUGGAUGAAGUCCCAGGGAGAGUUGAACGAUAAGCUGACAUGGUACAUUCAGUUCAUUGACAUGUUUGACUUUGAACUGAAGCACAAGAAGGGCUGCUACAACAAGGUAGCAGAUGCCCUCUCUCGUAGGCCUGACUCUUUUGCGUUGAUCUCCUCUACUCACUCCUUUGGAGAGGAGACCCGUCAGACCAUUGCUCGUCUACUGCCUCAGGACGAGACUUUCGAACCCAUUGUCAGGAAUCUGCAAGCAGAUCCUAACUCUGAACCAGGCUAUGCUCUGAGUUCAGACCUGUUGUAUACUUGCAGCAGAGGUGAGGAGCGCUUGAUUCCCCAGGACCAGCGGCUCAGGACACUGCUGAUGUCAGAGUGUCAUAAUGCCCGAGGACAUUUCGGGUUCCUAAAGUCUUAUGCAGCCCUGUCGCAGCGCUUCUUCUGAAAGGAGAUGCGGAGUGAGAAGCUGCGUUAUGUGGACACCUGCGAGCUCU